AUGGCGGCGCGCCGGGGCUGCCCGCUGCUGGAGGACAGCUUCACCCGCCUGGCCUCCCAGAGCAACGUCUACGGGCUGGCGGCGCUGGCCGGGGGCGCGGGCCGGGGGGACCCCGAGGGGGAGGCGGGGCCGGAGGCGGCGGGGCCCGAGGGCCCCGGGGGGCUCCUGGUGGCCACCCUGAAGGGGAAGGUGAUUUACUUCCGGUACCAGGAUCUGCGGCAGAAACUGCGGCCGGUGGCCAGGGAGCUCCAGUUCACCUACAUCCCUGUUGAUGCUGAGAUUGUCUCGAUUGACAGUUUCAGCAAGUCGCCGCCGAAGAGGGGUCUCGUGGUGGGAAUAACUUUCAUUAAGGACUCUGGAGAUAAAGCAAGUCCAUUUCUGAACAUUUAUUGUGACUAUGAGCCUGGAUCGGAAUAUAACCUGGACUCCAUCGCACAAAGCUGCUUGAACCUGGAGCUGCAGUUCACCCCAUUCCAGCUGUACCAUGCGGAAGUCGACGUUGGAGACCAGCCAGAGACAGUCUUUCUGCUGAGCGGGAAUGACCCCUGCAUUCACCUGUACAAAGAGAACAAAGGCUUGCACCAGUUCGAGGAGCAGCCCGUGCAGAACCUCUUCCCGGAGCUCCAGGAGCUGCCCAGCAACGUACUGUGGCUGGAUGUCUGCAACAUCCCUGGCUCAGGCCGGCGUCUCACAGCCUUCGGGUGCCAGAGCGGCUACGUCCGGGUGGCCCAGGUGGAGCAGGCCCGCAGAGAGAUACUGCAGAGCUGGAGCAUUCAGCAGGACGGUCCCAUCUCCAAGGUCCUGGUGUUCAGGCUGCCGUCCUCCGAGAGUGACCCUGCCCAGAAUGGUAAUGGUGGCGACCAGGGCUACAGUGUGCUCGUCACUAGCACCAUCGAGUUGUCCGUGGUGUACAGGAAUGUCCUGACCCAUGGACUGACAGACCAGCUGACCCUGCCAGCCAGCGACCAGCAUGACAGCGUGCUCUGUGCCCUGGUGACCGACGUCGAUUUCGACGGGGCGCCCGAGAUACUCCUUGGCACAUAUGGACAGGAGCUGCUCUGUUACAAGUACUGGAGCUCAGGAGCUACCGGUGCUGGCGCAGCUGAGGCCGAAGGCUUGUCGCUGCCCGCUGGGGAGUUCCAGCUGCUCUGGAAGCGGAGCUUCCCCAGCCCCCUGCUGUCCAUGGAGUACGCAGACCUGACCUGUGAUGGGCUCUGCGAGCUGGCCGUGGUGUGUCUGAAGGGGCUGCAUGUUCUGCAGCACAGCCUGAAGCAGACAGCUCAGUUCCUUCUGGAGAGGCUUCGCCAGGAGGUGGCACGGCGGGCAAGCCACAGCCGCGUCUCCCAGCAGGUGCGAGAUGCUAAUGCGGAUGGGGAAGCAGCAGAGGUAUAGCUGGGCACGGCCUGCGCUCCCCACAUCACAGCUGAUUUCUGGCCAGCCUGGUUGCAGAAGCCUGCUCUCCACAGGGGCUCCGGGAGGGGCUGGCAGGCAGAGGGGCCCUGAACAGCCAGGGGAGCAUUGAUGGCAGCGGCAG
This is a messenger RNA of Gopherus flavomarginatus (Mexican gopher tortoise), 1534 nucleotides long. It is a transcript of the gene KPTN, whose product is annotated as kaptin, actin binding protein. The coding region runs from base 1 to 1392 and encodes 463 amino acids. The record is from RefSeq and is a predicted model, not a curated record. NCBI's taxonomy places the organism in Eukaryota, Metazoa, Chordata, Testudines, Testudinidae. The transcript has 12 exons. Gene Ontology annotation, cellular component: actin cytoskeleton; lamellipodium; KICSTOR complex. Gene Ontology annotation, molecular function: actin filament binding. Gene Ontology annotation, biological process: negative regulation of TORC1 signaling; actin filament organization; cellular response to amino acid starvation.